Messenger RNA from Notolabrus celidotus (New Zealand spotty), 1519 nucleotides. RefSeq names its product GTPase IMAP family member 5-like. The coding region runs from base 192 to 1331 and encodes 379 amino acids. Gene Ontology annotation, molecular function: GTP binding. The transcript has 5 exons. The record is from RefSeq and is a predicted model, not a curated record. Lineage: Eukaryota; Metazoa; Chordata; Actinopteri; Labriformes; Labridae.
GGGGCAAGUACACCAUCGCUCUGUUUGGAAAGGGAUUGCAGGAAACCUCCUUUUUCUUCAAUGGUGAUAUAAAUUCUGAAAUAUUGUCAAACGAUGUUACACUGCAGGAGAACAGUUCGUUCAAAGUCAUCAAAACUGGUCAUUUCUUUGAUGAAAAAUAUCAGCACCCAGACCAGCUGGUUAUUGACAUCAUGGCUUUGUCCCAGCCUGGCCCCCAUCUCUUCAUAAUGGCAGUAGACCCAGAAAACACUGAAGAGGAAAAAGUUGUUGCACAAAUCAGUAAACUUCACACUACCUUUGGUGACAAUAUGACAUCACACCUAGUUAUCAUGUUACCAGAUGGCAAAACCUACAAUUCACUCAGUUACCGAAAAGAUCUGAACAUCAUGUUGGUAAUCUUAACUGACUCUCUGGCCAGUGACUGUAGGAAGCUGUGCGAUGGUCGUCAAUCAUUUCUGUAUGAUGACAGACACUACAGUCAAUACAGCCAAGACGUUGUGAAGAGAAGAAAAGCAACCUUAGAGGAGAGGAGAACUCACACACCAUCAAAGCAUAGGCUUACCUACAACUGGGAAGCAGAUGGCGGGAAAGAAAUUAUUCAUCAUGGCAGCCAAGGCAGUAACCCCAUAGUUCCGUCAUAUCCUGACCUUUCAGCCUAUGAAAGAGAAACACCUGGACAGCACAUUGGUAACGGUGUCCACUGUGCUUACGACGACACAUUUAACAUCAUUCUGCUUGGACUGACUAGAACUGGAAAGAGUGCGUCUGCAAACACCAUCCUGGCUGCAGGGACCCCUCAAAAGGAUUCAAGUCUGCAUUUCAGAUCUGGGUUCAGUUCCAUGCCGGUCACCACCAAAUGUGAGGCCAAAAUAAUCAGGUUAUUUGGGGGGGAGGUGAGAGUGGUCGACACGCCUGAUUUCUUUCAUGACGGGCUCCAAAACCACCAGGCCCAGGUAGAAGAGUGUAAGAGGUAUUGUACACACGGGCGCUGCUUGGUGUUACUUGUGAUACAGCUCAGCCGGUUCACUGAUCAAGAGGAAGGGAUAUUAGAGAAGCUGGAGAACAUGCUUGGCAUGAAGAUCAGAGAAAUCACAUUUGUCCUGCUGACCCACGGAGAGGACCUGAAAGAAAAACUGGAGCAGUUUGUCAGAGGAAAUUAUCGUCUCUGGAAAAUCAUUGAAAUGUGCGGCUACCGUUAUCAUCUAUUCAAGAACUCUUCCAAAGACACUAAGCAAGUCAGACAGCUCAUGAAGAAAGUGCGAAACUGGACCCGUAUUUUCACACAGUUAGAAAAGUCCUCAACACAAGCCAUGGGUUGUCCAGCGAGUUAGUUAUAUAUGCUCACUACUGAACUGAAAAUGUGUGAAUAAUAGAGCCCUCUAUGUAAAUAAGCACUACAUUGACAUAGCCAGUGUUGGGCGUGAACACAUUAAAAUUAAGGAUAAGGACAGGGAAAUGGUCUGUGGCCUCCACCUGCAGAACUAUUCCUUUAUAGAGGUUGUCUUGCUAAUUGCCUCUC